Messenger RNA from Engraulis encrasicolus (European anchovy), 2904 nucleotides. It is a transcript of the gene pitpnm3, whose product is annotated as PITPNM family member 3. NCBI's taxonomy places the organism in Eukaryota, Metazoa, Chordata, Actinopteri, Clupeiformes, Engraulidae. The transcript is spliced from 19 exons. Gene Ontology annotation, molecular function: metal ion binding; glycerophospholipase activity. The coding region runs from base 2 to 2875 and encodes 957 amino acids. Gene Ontology annotation, cellular component: COPII-coated ER to Golgi transport vesicle; cytoplasm. The record is from RefSeq and is a predicted model, not a curated record.
CAUGCGCAAGUACAGCGCCUCACACUGGCGGAUGCAGAACAUCGCACAGGAGUCUGUCGACAGCUCGGAUGAAGAGUUCUUUGACGCCAGAGAGGUGCCCGAGCCGGGGAAGACGGCCAUGCUGCUGGGAAUGAGCCAGUGGAACUCCAACGACCUGGUGGAGCAGAUCGAGACGCUGGGACACAUGGACCCGACACAAGAGAGUCUGUAUCGGCAUGGUCGGCGAAGAUGCCACCCUCAGAGCAGCAUUGAUGGGCUGGAGGAUAUGGAGAGGAAGUGUAAAACAGAGGUCCUCAUCCUGCUGGUGCACGGGGGCAACAUCCUGGACACGGCGGGCUCGGACCCGGGCACCAAGGCGGGCGACGGCAGCACGCUGGCCUCGGUGCUGGAGAAGGUGGCGCGGGCGCACUUCCAGGCGGCAGCAGAACACGUGCUCAUCAAGAUGGUGCCCUGCCCUGCCGUCUGUGCCAAGGCCUUCUCCCUCGUCUCCAAUCUGAACCCGUACAGCUAUGAUGAGAGCUGUGUGUCCACCAGCGUUGACCACCUGCCCCUGGCUGCUCUGCCCCUAUUGGCCAUUGCCGCCCCGCACUACCAGGACGCCGUGGCGACCGUCAUCGCCCGAGCCAAUCACGUCUAUCGAACCUUUCUGCACUCGCCAGAUGGACAGGGAUUCAACGGACAGGUGUGUUUGCUGGGUGACUGUGUGGGGGGCGUGCUGUGUUUCGAUGCCCUCUGCUUCAGCAACAGCCAACGCACAUCCAGUCCAUGUGGCAGCACAGAGAGCCUCAAGGAUAACCCUGCAGGGCUGUUGGCUGAGGUGAGCUCUGGCCUGAGUGGCAGCAAGCGGCUGAGUAAGAGCAACAUCGACGUCUCUGCCCCGGCGGAGGAGAACGGGGGGCGCAGAGUCAGACAGCCCCUCAGCCGCAAGCAGAGCGACUCCUUCGACGAGGCCACCUCUGCACAGCACACCGCCUUCCUCAGCAGCCUUAUUCAGGAUGGGGGAGAUCUUCGGCCUCCCAGUGGCCACAGUCUGGUUCUGAAUCCCGGCCGCUUUGAGUUUGAGGUGUCGGAUUGUUUCCUGCUGGGCUGCCCCCUGGGCCUGGUGCUGGCCAUGAGGAGAACCGUCCUCCCAGCCGUGCAGGUGACCCAACUGCGGCCGGCCUGUUCUCAGAUCUGCAACCUCUUCUUCCCGUCGGAUCCAUCGGCCUCGCGCCUGGAGCCUCUGCUGCACUCCAACUUCCACCGCCUACCCCCCUUCUCCGUGCCCCGCUACCAGCGCUACCCCCUGGGGGACGGACGCUCAGCACUCAUCGCUGACGACAUCCAUGCCCAUCCAGAUGUGUUCCUGGAUGCUACUCUGCCCUGCUCCCCACCACCGGAGAGAGGAGGCAAGUCUGGAGGAGGAGGAGGAGGUGGAGGAGUAGGAGGGGUAGGAGGAGUAGGAGGAGUAGGAGGAGGGGUACGGCGGUCCAGCCUGACCAGUGUGGACAGCGAGGCGUCGGGAUGUGCAGAGAGUCGUCUCAGCACCACCGUGGCCAACAUCUCCAGUACGUGGUGGGGCUCCAAGAGACUGGACUACUCGCUGUACUGCCCUGACGUCCUCACCUCCUUCCCCACGGUGGCCCUGCCGCACCUCUUCCACGCUUCCUACUGGGAGUCCACAGACCUGGCAGCCUUCAUCCUCAGACAGGUGAUGCGAUGUGACUGUGUGAAUGCCAAGGAGGCGGGCGGUCUAGACUCGGCCCUCUUCUCCCCCUCCAGCCCCCGGGAGAAGUGGCUGCGCAGGAGAACCCACGUCAAGCUGCGGAAUGUGACGGCCAACCACCGGGUGCACGAUGUCAUCGCGACCGAGGACGGGCAGCAGGUGCUGGUGGGACGCUUCAUGUAUGGACCCCUGGACAUGGUCACCCUGACCGGGGAGAAGGUGGAUAUCUUCCUGAUGACGCAGCCCCAGUCUGGUCGCUGGGUGCACUUUGACGUGGAGGUGACCAGCAGUGGCGGCCGCGUGUCCUACACCAUCCCCAAGGACAAGAGGCUGGCCGUGGGGGUCUACCCCAUCAAAAUGGUGGUCAAGGGGGACCAGACGAGUGCGGAGGCCUUCCUGACGGUGUUGCCGCGGGGGAUGGAGUGUGUGGUGUUCAGCAUCGACGGCUCCUUCGCCGCCAGCGUCUCCAUCAUGGGCAGCGACCCCAAAGUGCGAGCAGGGGCCGUGGAUGUGGUUAGACACUGGCAGGACCUUGGCUUCCUGAUCAUCUACAUCACGGGCCGUCCCGACAUGCAGAAGCAGCGCGUGGUGUCCUGGCUGUCGCAGCACAACUUCCCCCAGGGCAUGAUCUUCUUCUCUGAGGGACUGGUGCACGACCCCCUGCGCCAGAAGGCAAUCUUCCUACGCAACCUUGUGCAGGAGUGCCACAUUAAGAUCAGCUCUGCCUACGGCUCCAUGAAGGACAUAUCUGUGUACAGCAUGCUAGGCCUGGUACCCUCCCAGAUUUACAUUGUGGGCCGGCCCUCCAAGAAGUACCAGACCCAAUGCCAGUUCCUCAGCGAGGGCUACGCGUCGCACCUGUCCACGCUGCAGUUUGGCCAGCAGAGGGCGCGUCCCAAGAAGAGCUCCUCGGUGCGCCUGGCGCUCUGCAACGGCUCCUUCGCCCGCGUCGCCAAGCCCGACUUCCUGUGCAAGCGCACGCACCUGCGCCGCACCAUGUCCGUGCAGCAGCCCGACCCGCCCUGCUCCGUCAACCCCAAGCCGGAGCGGGCCCAGAGCCAGCCCGAGUCCGACAAGGACCACAGCGGACCUGGCGGAAAAGGUGGUGGUGGUGGUGGUCAUAGUGUGUGGGUACGAGGGUCCAUGCACCGUGGAGACACCACACCCUGAAGGACAAUUCUAUGAGACAGCAAAAAAAA